AUGGUAGAUCCAACUGAUAAGUCAUCAGAUACAAUAACAACAACCAGUAGUUCAACAGCAUCUAAGGAUCCAACAACUACUACAAGAGAUCUCAGAAUGAGUGAUCUUGAGAAUAACAAUAACUUUGAUCAAAUUCAGUCAACCUCCACUUUAUUUCCGGAUGUCACUCCUACCAGCGCUCGCCCAGAUCCACUCUCAACUCUCAACUGA
Molecule: messenger RNA, 210 nt
Organism: Heterostelium album PN500
Lineage: Eukaryota; Evosea; Eumycetozoa; Acytosteliales; Acytosteliaceae
Exons: 1
Coding region: 1-210 (69 amino acids)
Source: RefSeq, a predicted model, not a curated record